AUGGAAUCAUCAACUGGUUCUUUGGAUACGGUAUGGGCUCGAGUACAUUGCCAGAUUGGAAAUCAGAUUGUUGGAAUACGUAACGUUUUAGAGGCUAGUAGAUCUAAAGUAGGUGAGAAGUACAGGCACAUGCCGUUGCAGCGGAUAAAUCAAAAGGUUUCUCAUCAUUGUUUGUCUGUUCUUUACGAUGAGAUAGAAAGAAUGAGAGGGUUAAGUUAUGAGGUGCAUGAGCGUUGCGGUUGUGCUCUACGGAUCACCCAUGGGAUACCAUGUGCUUGCCAGAUUCAUGAUUCAAUGCGUGAUAAAAAGGGGUUGUAUUGCAGCCAAAAUCAUCCAUUUUGGCAGAGCCUUGUCAUUGGUGAUGGUGUUGAUAUUCCGGAAUUCGUCGACGAGUCGGCAGAAGAAGCAACACAUUUUCGUUCACUUGUCGACGAGGUUUUGGCUAGUGACCCUGUUACAGUUCGAAAUGUUUCUGUUCGAAAUGUUUCUCGCAUCAUUGAAGAUGAAAUGCAUCCGAAUCAUUCAGAUCUUGAAGAGCCAGAAGUGAAUCACUCAACACGGGGUCGUCCACGGGAUCAUUCAACUAGGCGUAACCGUAGCCAUUUUGAGAAUGUUGAGCGUAACAGUAGCGGUUGUAGAGGGAGAAGGCCAGGCCAACAUAGUUCGAGGCAAAACCGUCAAACUGAAUCCGGAGGAAAUGGAUUCAACAUCGAACAAUGUAGGUACGCUCACUUGCUUCCCGAACCUAUAUUGGCUUACAUAACCGGGUGGAAUGAUGUCAUUGGUGAUGGUAAUUGUGGCUUUCGUUGUGUUGCCGCCUUCUUCAUGGGUGAUCAAGAGCAAUGGAGGUUAGCUCGACAAUUCAUGGCUAAUGAGAUUACUGGUUAUCUGCACUUAUAUAGGAGGAUUUAUUACGAAACAGGUGGUUUGAAUUUUAGAUACAACGUAUUCGUUGGAGCGGUGCCCCAGUGGGGAAAGACAUUGGAUGGUAGCCUUUCAGGAUUUACACCAACGAGCUACUAUCCGUGCGUCACUGUGUUACCGUUGCGGGCCCCCGACAAUGCUACUGCACCAACUCGAGAGAUUGUUAUAGCAACUGUUGGUGGGUCUCAUUUUAUACUUUUGCAGCUUGACUAA
Chenopodium quinoa (quinoa) is the source of this 1137-nucleotide messenger RNA. RefSeq lists its product as uncharacterized. NCBI's taxonomy places the organism in Eukaryota, Viridiplantae, Streptophyta, Magnoliopsida, Caryophyllales, Amaranthaceae. The transcript has 3 exons. The coding region runs from base 1 to 1137 and encodes 378 amino acids. The record is from RefSeq and is a predicted model, not a curated record.